Messenger RNA from Kwoniella shivajii, 2346 nucleotides. Its product is annotated as biotin-[acetyl-CoA-carboxylase] ligase. Lineage: Eukaryota; Fungi; Basidiomycota; Tremellomycetes; Tremellales; Cryptococcaceae. Gene Ontology annotation, molecular function: biotin--[biotin carboxyl-carrier protein] ligase activity. Gene Ontology annotation, biological process: protein modification process. The record is from RefSeq and is a predicted model, not a curated record. The transcript has 5 exons. Gene Ontology annotation, cellular component: cytoplasm. The coding region runs from base 1 to 2346 and encodes 781 amino acids.
AUGCCUGGCCCAUCUGCUUCUGCUCAUCAAGUACUAAUCUACUCCGGACCUGGUGUCUCUCCUCUCUCACUCUCACAUACCAUUCUAACACUCUCUCUCCUUCUUCUACCACAUUACACUGUUCAGCCUGUCACUCCAGAGAUACUAUCGUCCCAACCAUGGGAACCUUCGUGCGCUUUGCUCGUCAUUCCCGGAGGAAGAGAUUUACCUUUCGUCGAGGAACUCACCAUUAAACGGAAAGUGACUAAACGGAUAAAGGAGUAUGUGGAAGAGGGAGGAAGGUAUUUGGGUAUCUGUGCAGGAGCUUAUUUCGGUACGAAUGAGGUCAAGUUUGAUAUGGGUGGUCCAAUGGAAGUGGUAGGGAAAAGAGAUCUGGCAUUCUUCACUGGUCCAAGUGAAGGGCCCACUUUUCCCGGAUUCCAAUAUGCUUCUGAAGAAGGCUCAAGAGCCGUCUCAUUGUUCCUCGAACCAUCUUCUUCGUCAUCAUCACAUCGGUCCUUAGAUCACGUUUAUUACAAUGGCGGUGGCCAUUUCGUAGUUCCCACACCCAUACCUUCGAACGUAUCAAUCCUCGCUCGAUACGCAAGUGCACCUUCAACGACAGGAAGAGAAGAAGAACCAGUCGCAGCUGUCCUUACCCGUAAUGGGAAAGGAAAGUCUUUACUAUGUUCUAUACAUCCUGAAUAUCCAUUGAAUGACCCUCCGGCGAGAAUAGCAAUCAAUAAACUUGAACAUCCACCUGAAAUCGAGGAAAUCGAAGCUAGCGACAAAGCUAGAAUAGCAUGGGUUGAAGAGCUCCUUCUUCUCUUGGGUUUGAAUCCUCCUAGCAGGAACAGGAAAGACGGUCAAGUCGUUGAAUCCAUGGAAAUAGAGGGAGAAGAUCCAGCAUUACUCUUACAUCCGACUCACCCUUCACCGAUAUUCGUCCUGUCUCAUCCAAAUCUACCGGAUCUACCUGUUCGAUCUGUUUUGAAGCAAGAGUUUGAAUCGAAAAUGUCAAAUGACGAUGCUUGGGGUAUACUCAACGAUGGCAACGACCAGAUUCGGUUUGGAGAUAUAACGGCGAUAUCUGGAGAAACGACCUCUGAAGAUGAGGUCGCUCGUUGGCUUGCAAAGAAAAGACGCGAACAACCAAUUUUUGAUCCUCCAUCGGUCGAAAACCUGAACCUCAACUCGAACGAAAUCACACCUCCUAUUCCACAACCUCCAGACUUCCAUUCUAUACCGAAGACUGUUCUUCUGCCUUCCUUUCAAACCCCUUACUCAGCACGAUGGACACCAUUGUUCAACUUUUCCACGUAUUGGAGUGAAAUUGACUUGGCGAGAAAAAGCGGUGGAAGACGUUCUGGUAUAAUGCGCAAAGGUGAUGAAGGUGAAAAAUGUGCGUUGGGAGAUCUGCUAUUUUAUGGAGAGACUGUGACUAGUACUCAAACUAUGCUCGAUAGAAAUCCUAUACUCCUCACAAAUCUAUCAUCGCCACUUGCUUUCUUAGCGUCAUUCCAGCUUUCAGGUAGAGGUCGUGGUUCAAAUAUAUGGUUAUCACCUCCAGGAUGUUUGCAAUUCUCCUUGUUACUCGAUCUUCCAGCUUCUCUAUCGAGUAAAAUGGUAUUCAUACAAUAUAUCAUGGCUUUAGCUGUUUGCGAAGCAGUCGAUGAAGAUGGCAGAUUGGGAGUAAGGAUUAAAUGGCCCAAUGACAUUUACGCCGAUGUCGAAGGCGUUGGAGGUACCGAAGUCGGUAGUGGUAAAAAAGGAAAAGCUAAAUUAGGUGGAAUAUUGGUCAAUACCAAUUUCGUCGGCGGAAAGUGGCGAAUCGUUGUUGGUUGCGGAAUAAAUGUAUUGAAUGCUUUACCCACGACAUCACUUUCACAGCUACAUUCACUUCUUACCUCUAAAUCGACCUCCCUGUCAUCAAGUAAACCAUUACCUGCCGCUCCGACUAUGGAAGGUACUUUUGCUCGUAUAAUGAACUCGUUUGAUUCCAAAUGGGAACAAUUUAUCGAAGAAAAAGGUUUCAAAGGUUUUAUGGAAGAGUAUCAUGGGAGAUGGCUACAUUCUGGACAAGAAGUCACAUUAACACAUACAGAACCGCAUACGCCACUUCGAAUAUUAUCGAUAACGCCAGAUCAUGGAUUAUUACGUUGUAUCCCUAUAAACAAAAAAAAACCAACCUCAUCAAAUGGAUUAACUCCAUUAUAUAACCGGAAUGUGGAUAAUGGAGAAGAUCGAUACAUCUCGUCCUCAACGAAUUCAUCAAGUUCAACAGGCAACAAACCCGAUUUCGUCGAUUUACAGCCUGAUGGAAAUAGUUUCGAUCUAAUGAGUGGAUUGAUUAAACGAAAAUUGUAA